AUGCUUAAACAGAAAGUUACCCCUGCUGGAGAAGGGGACAACAUGGGUCCACCAAAGAAAAGGUACACUGCGGACAUGGUGUCAAAUAAAUCUCUUGAUGCUUCUGCCAAGGCCCAGGGAGAAGAUACUACUGUCAGCCAGAACGCCCAAGUGGGGGCUCCAAUGGAGGGUGAUUCUAAAGUCUACCCGCAAAAUUGUGCUGAAAACCAGCUUAACCCUGUGGCAGGAGAUGCCAUUCUCCCCAGCCCACGAGAUGCUCUGCCUGACAACUCUCCUCACCGCAAAGAUGAUGACAACGUCACAGUUGCAGGGGGAAGUGUGAGCAGUGAGCACUCUGCAGGCACUGCCAAUGCUCCAGCAAUGCCUUCAGCAGUGUCUGGGCCUGACAUGCCCGUCCUGAGCCCAAAUGUAACUAAUUAUGAAAUAAAGUGUGCCCUGAUGACAGAAGUCCGACGCUAUGGACGACAGUAUGGAAAGAUUUUCAAGAUUCUUGAAGAAAUUCAAGGACCUCCAGAAGUCAAGAUACAGUAUGUCGAGUUCACCAUCAAGGAAGCGGCAAGAUUUAAAAGACGCCACUUAAUAAAAUAUCUCGAGAAGAUCCUGGAAAAAUUAAUAGCAGAAAAGGCUCUCAACAAUGAUGAUGAAUACCCAAGAGUGUGA
Messenger RNA from Acomys russatus (golden spiny mouse), 660 nucleotides. RefSeq names its product integrator complex subunit 6-like. Gene Ontology annotation, biological process: snRNA 3'-end processing. The record is from RefSeq and is a predicted model, not a curated record. Gene Ontology annotation, cellular component: integrator complex. The transcript has 4 exons. Bases 1 to 660 code for a protein of 219 amino acids. NCBI's taxonomy places the organism in Eukaryota, Metazoa, Chordata, Mammalia, Rodentia, Muridae.